Fusarium keratoplasticum is the source of this 1509-nucleotide messenger RNA. RefSeq names its product MFS domain-containing protein. Gene Ontology annotation, biological process: transmembrane transport. Bases 1 to 1509 code for a protein of 502 amino acids. Gene Ontology annotation, cellular component: membrane. The transcript is spliced from 3 exons. Gene Ontology annotation, molecular function: transmembrane transporter activity. The record is from RefSeq and is a predicted model, not a curated record. NCBI's taxonomy places the organism in Eukaryota, Fungi, Ascomycota, Sordariomycetes, Hypocreales, Nectriaceae.
AUGACCGAAAUCAAAACAACCUCCGGGGCUGAUCCCAAUGGUGAGAAAGAGGAGAACGGUGCUACUCUCACCCAAGUCCCUUCGAUUACCAAGGCCGAGACCGGGGUCAUCGCCGACAUCAACCAUGUGGCCCGCCUUGGCAUGGAAAACACCAAGGAGCUAGAGAAGAGGAUCGUCCGCAAGCUCGACAUGUGGAUGCUUCCCCAGCUCUGGAUUCUCUACAUGUUCAACUACCUCAACCGCAACAACAUUGCCCAGGCCCGUCUCAACAGCUUCAAUGAGGAUCUCAACCUCAAGGAUGGAGACUAUCAGACUGCCGUUGCCAUCUUGACUGUCGGCUACAUGGUUGCUCAGCUGCCUUCCAACAUGUUGAUUACCCGAGUUCGACCUUCUAUCUACCUCCCUGCCGCCGCCUUCAUCUGGUCUGCCAUCUCAGCCUUGACUGUCGUCUGCACAAGCGCUGGCGGCCUCUGGGCUGUUCAGUUUGUUCUUGGCAUUGUCGAGGCACCUCUCUUCCCUGGUGCCGUCUUCCUCAUGUCGUGCUGGUACACCCGAAGAGAAUUCGCCCUUCGUGUCGCCCUUCUCUACUCGGGUCUGGUCCUCGCCCAAGCCUUUUCGGGACUAAUUGCAGCUGGAGUCUUUGCUGGCCUCGAUGGCCCUAUGGGUCUCGCUGGAUGGAAGUGGCUGUUCAUCCUCGAGGGCGCUGCUAGUGGCUUCUUCGCCAUCACUGCCUACUUUGUCCUGCCUAACUAUCCCGACUCGACCUCUGGUGGUGCCAUGUGGUACAUGACGGCCGAUAUGCGCAAGGUCGCCGCCGCCCGAAUCCUCGAUGACAGAGUCGAGUUCUCUGACAAGUCUACUGUCUGGCACGGACUUAAGCUUGCUGUCACGGAUCUCAAGCUGUACAUGUUCCUCUUCCUGAACAUUUUCAUCACGUCUUCAUAUGGCUUCAACAACUUCUUCCCCACGAUCGUCAACGGACUUGGUUUCGGAAGCCGAGUUCAGGCUUUGCUCAUGACUGCUCCCCCCUACGUAUGGGGAACCCUUUGCACCUUUUUCGUCGCCUGGAACUCGGAUCGCCGUCGUGAACGUGGUUUCCACAUCAUCAUCCCCCUGUCUUGCUCAGUUGCUGGCUUCGUUGUCACUGUUGCGACUGGCAAUGCCUCAGUCCGAUAUGCCAUGACCUUCCUCUACGCAGCCGGUUGCUUCUCUGCAAACACCCUGCAGUACACCUGGGCCGUGUCGACUCUUGGUCAGACUCCCGAGAAGCGAGCUGCUGGUGGUGCCAUUGUCAACAUCUUUGGCCACCUCGGCAACGUCAUCUCCCCUUACUUCUUCCCUGAUAAGGAUGCGCCCCGUUACACCAUGGCUAUGAUCCUUCAAAUUGUCUUUGCUGGUCUUGGUAUCGCUGUGGCCAGUGUGGUUAAGUGGCACUUGACCAGGAAGAACAAGAAGCUUCGCGAGGAGGCUGAGCGUUUGGGCAUUGACUACAACCCUUUCACGACUUAA